AUGAAAAUUAGAAAUAAAGAGAAUAGUCCUUGCCUGAUAUAUCAUAAAAGAUCAUAAAGUCAUUUUUAAAAGAAAGUUGAUAUAACGUAAUGGAUUCAGAGAAAAAGGAGAAGUUAUUUAAGAUUCUUUUUAAAAAAGUAAUUAUGGUAUCCUGCUAAUACAAUAGAAAUCUUAAUUUUAGAGUAUAUUUUAUUUUAAUCUAAAUUUUAGAGUAAAUCUUUGUAAGAUGGCUGUUGAUUUGGGGAUAACUACUAACAAUGAGAGACAAGGGUAUGAUUAAUAAAUUAUUAUUAUUUGA
This is a messenger RNA of Paramecium octaurelia, 298 nucleotides long. Lineage: Eukaryota; Ciliophora; Oligohymenophorea; Peniculida; Parameciidae. The record is from the annotation of a GenBank genome assembly.